Molecule: messenger RNA, 393 nt
Organism: Microthlaspi erraticum
Lineage: Eukaryota; Viridiplantae; Streptophyta; Magnoliopsida; Brassicales; Brassicaceae
Source: the annotation of a GenBank genome assembly
AUGUCAAACCAGGGUGAAAAUCGGUCGCGGGGUUCGCAAUCGGGUCAGGAUGUGUCUCAACCGGGAAAUGCAAGCAACACUUCCGACGAUACGUACAUGCCAUCAGAGGAAGAAGGGUCUUGGUAUGAGUUCAUGCACGGAUACAUGCCGGAGUCAGCCAGUGACUCGGACAGUACGAACUAUUGGCGCUAUGGACCUUGGGAAGUGCCAAUGCAACCGUACUAUUCAUCUUCAGAAAGCACCGAGCGCCGAAUGAUCACGAUCAUCACAACACAACACCACGACAGUCACCAAAUGGAGUCGCAAAUGGUCACCCACAACCUAAUCAACGGAGGAACAACAAACUAUUGGAGCAAACAACUCUCAAGGAAACCAAUCACCAGAACAGCCUAG